GUUGCUGUGUUUGUGGAAGGUGUUCCUUCUGCUUCUCAGUGCGGGAAUUUCGGAGUGUUGUGGUCGUCAGGAAGGAAAAUAGGAAGAGCUCAGAGUCUUGGUUUAUUCCGGAUACUAUAAGUUUUGGUACCUUGAGAGAUGCCCCCGAAAGGCAAGGUGGCGGGGAAGGGCAAGGCCCCGGCGAAGAGAAGAGUGGCCGAGCGGUUUCCCCCGGGGGAGGUGCUGGCCGACACGGCGAAGAAGCAGUGGAAGCUGGGCGGGCCCGUGGGCGAGGGGGGGUUCGGGGUGCUGUACCUGGCUGAUGAGAGUUCUAAAGCAGUUGGGAGUGAUGCACCUUAUGUCAUUAAAGUGGAGCCAAGUGACAACGGACCUCUUUUUUCCGAGCUGAAGUUCUACAUGAGAGCUGCUAAACCAGAACUAAUUCAGAGCUGGGUGAGGUCUCACAAGCUGAAAUAUUUAGGAGUCCCGGCGUACUGGGGAUCAGGACUGCACACAAAGGGAGGGAAGAGAUAUAGGUUCAUGGUUAUGGACCGAUUUGGUACAGACCUGCAAAAAAUCUUUGAAGAAAAUGGAAAGCAGUUUUCUCGAAAAACAGUCCUGCAGCUUGGACUGAGGCUUCUCGACAUCCUGGAGUACAUCCAUGAGCACGAGUAUGUGCAUGCAGAUAUCAAGGCCUCGAACCUUCUUCUUAGCUACAAACACCCCAAUCAGGUUUACUUAGUAGAUUAUGGACUGGCCUAUAGGUAUUGUCCAGAGGGGAACAUAAAAGACUAUAAAGAAGAUCCAAAGAGGUGUCAUGAUGGGACCAUUGAGUUCACCAGCAUUGAUGCACACAGAGGAGCAGCUCCCUCUAGGAGAGGAGACAUUGAGAUCCUGGCGUACUGUAUGAUACAGUGGUUGUGUGGCCGCUUGCCUUGGGAGGAUAAUCUGCAAGACCCCAACUACGUUCGAGACGCAAAACUCAGGUGCAGAGAGAACAUUUCAGAUUUUAUUUCAAACUGUUUUUCAACCAAGGAAAAGCCAGAUGAAAUGAUAAAGUUCAUGGAAGAAGUGAAGUCCUUGGGAUACACUGACAGACCACCCUACCAGAAAUUGCGUGUCAUACUUCAGGCGGGUCUGAAAUCCAUAGGCUCUAGCGAUGAUGACAAACUGGACUUCUCCGUAUCUGCCAAUGGUCCGGCUUCAUCCCUGGGCAAGAAGCCCACCAAGAGAAAGAGUGCGCAGGAGCGAGAGGCAUCUGUGGAAGAGGCAGCAAGUGUUCCAGCAAGGAAGAAAGCAAAAUCCCCCACGAAAAAAGAUGGAAGUAUGUUGAAACGAAAGCCGUCUCCCAGAAAGAAGCUUGUGGAGAUGGGCACUCAGACCUCCCCAAGUAUUGAAAGAGGAAGAGGAAGAGGGCGGCCGAAGAAGAAUGCCUGAGACCAGCUUUUCUGUAGUUUUGACAUAUGUUUUAGAGUAAUGCACUUGUCUCGAAUGUCUUUGUUUUAAACUUUGCUCUGUCCCUUGGAAAAUAGUUUUCAAAUUUGGGGAUACUUUAUACGUUGAUAAUUUUUUUUUUAAUGUGCAGCAUUCUAAAUUUCUUAAUAAAUAACUUCAGAAAAGGC
Molecule: messenger RNA, 1601 nt
Organism: Lepisosteus oculatus (spotted gar)
Lineage: Eukaryota; Metazoa; Chordata; Actinopteri; Semionotiformes; Lepisosteidae
Gene: vrk1
Product: VRK serine/threonine kinase 1
Biological process (GO): peptidyl-serine phosphorylation; signal transduction
Cellular component (GO): cytoplasm; nucleus
Molecular function (GO): protein serine/threonine kinase activity; ATP binding
Source: RefSeq, a predicted model, not a curated record